Gastrolobium bilobum is the source of this 630-nucleotide messenger RNA. RefSeq lists its product as uncharacterized. Gene Ontology annotation, molecular function: calcium ion binding. Bases 89 to 514 code for a protein of 141 amino acids. The transcript has a single exon. The record is from RefSeq and is a predicted model, not a curated record. Lineage: Eukaryota; Viridiplantae; Streptophyta; Magnoliopsida; Fabales; Fabaceae.
CAAUCAUCAAACACAUCAAAUUCCAAUAUUACUCUUUCCUCUCUAUUAGUAUUAGUUUUGUGAUUGACCCCUUAAGUUACUGAGAAACAUGAGUGUAGAAAUACUAGAUGGUGCCACCAUUAUAAGUUUCGUGGAAGACGAGGAAGCCUUCAAUGUGUCUGUGAAUGACCUUUUUGCUCAACUUGACACGGACAAGGAUGGUCUUCUUUCCUACGGUGAGAUGUUGAAGGAGUUGCAAAGCCUGAGGGUGUUUGAGACCCAUUUUGGCAUCGAUGUGAAGCGUGACCCUGAUGAGCUUGCUCGUGUUUAUGAGUCUCUGUUCGUGCAAUUCGAUCAUGAUUUGAAUGGGAGAGUUGAUAUGCAAGAAUUCAAAGAGGAAACGAAGCAGAUGAUGCUUGCAAUGGCAAAUGGAUUGGGCUCUAUCCCAAUUCAGAUGGCCCUCGAAGAAGAUAGCCUCCUCAUGAAGGCUGUUCAACGAGAGUACUAUCCUAAAAUUGCUGCUUAUAGAGCUUAGUAUAUCAUCUUUACUCAUAUGUUUCAUUCAUGUGUUGUCUUGUCAUCAGUGCGUUUUUUUUUUUUUUAAUUCCUUUUACGUUUUUUGUUCAGUUGAGCACUUGUUAAUUGAACAAC